Recurvomyces mirabilis is the source of this 1263-nucleotide messenger RNA. RefSeq lists its product as uncharacterized. The record is from RefSeq and is a predicted model, not a curated record. NCBI's taxonomy places the organism in Eukaryota, Fungi, Ascomycota, Dothideomycetes, Mycosphaerellales, Teratosphaeriaceae. The transcript is spliced from 2 exons. The coding region runs from base 1 to 1263 and encodes 420 amino acids.
AUGGCUAAGCAGUGGGGAAACAACCUUUCAAGAUGUUCGAGAUGGCGCAAUACGAACGGCGGAGGUUACCAGAAAGUCGAAGCCUUUGCGACGUACGUUCGAGAACAUCUGGCGCCGAUCAGAUGGUUGUGGGUAGACACGUGCUGUAUAAACAAAGACAGCGCUGCAGAGCUGUCUGAGGCCAUCAACUCGAUGUUCGACUGGUACCUCGAGGCCGAGCUAUGCCUAUCAUACCUGGCAGACGUCGAGACGGCCGAAGAUGGAAGUGGCUUUGAGAAGAGCGAAUGGUUCACGAGAGGCUGGACACUACAAGACGACAAACUGAAAUGGAUGGACGGCCGGACGACCACACGGCCGGAAGAUACGUCAUAUGCACUCUACGGCGCAUUCGACGUCACACCGGGCGCAAACUACGGAGAAGGACACAAGGGUGCAAGACACUGUCUUAUGGCGGCCGUAGACCACCGGGUAAACGAAGCUGCGCAGCAAGUCGAAGACUAUAGAAAGAUCGUCGGUUGGCUCUCACCACCUGAUCCGCAGACGAACCACGCCUCGGCUCGCCAACGCCAUGAAGACAAGACAGGCGUCUGGCUGCUCCGGUGCGACCAAUACACACGAUGGAAGGCCGGUGCUCUCGACCAUGUAUGGAUGUACGGGAAAGCUGGUUGUGGAAAGACGAUCCUUCGUUCUACCCUCGUUGAGGACAUCCGAGCAUAUUGUCAAGGAGAAGUAAACAUUGGGCUAGCGGUGUUCUACUUCUCUUUCUCGGAUGACCAAAAGCAGACUUACCCAGAUUUGAUGCGGUCGCUGGUUGCCCAGCUUGGGUGGAAAGAGCCCAGUCUGACUAUACUCCGCCAAGCGUAUGAUAAGCCCAACGCGAGCGUUCCAGGAGCUGAUGAGCUGGAGAAGAUCCUGUGCUCCUCAUUCGAGACGCACGACAAGGUCUUUCUGUUGCUAGACGCUCUGGACGAAUGUCCUGAGGUCGGCGACAUCCGCCAGGAGAUGAUGCAGCGAAUCGAAGGGCUCGCACAACGUGCAGCUAAUCUCAAGAUUUUCGCAACAAGUCGUGAGCAGUCGGACAUACGUGAGUCAAUGGAAAUACUCCAGGUUGGGCAUAUCAACAUCGCUACACGGGCCGUGGAUACUGACAUUGGCAAGUAUGUGUCCAGCGAAAUGUCCCGUGACCGAAGACUUGCUCGCUUCGAUCUCGUUUCAAAAACGGCGAUUGAGAAGACGAUUGCGCAGAAGGGCGACGGGAUGUGA